AUGUUGUGCUGGCAGCCUCUGCCUCACCAGCUUGUCACCUCGGACCGGGACAGAGAGACCUCGGCCAAGCUGGCCAAGCUCCCCUGGAGGACAUUGGCACGGCUGGCUGCAAAAGGCCUGCUCUGCCCCACACAGCUCCUGCCAGCACACGUGCUAAUCUUCCUUAACCUGACGUCUCAUACGUGGUUUUGGAAUACAAUUCAGAAUGAUUUCAUGAAUGGGAAUGUUGAUUUAGAGGGCUGCAGGAGGCUGCUUGAAAAAAUGCAAAUAAAAUUUGAUGAAGACCAUUUAAAACAUAUUUUCAAGAAAACUAUUGACAAACAGUCAGGAAAUAUUAUUAGCAUGGACGACUUCAGAGCAAUUUAUCGAGCUCUUGUACACAGGCCUGAAUUUGAAGAACUAUUCAAGGCUUACUCGACAGAUGGCAAAAUUCUACCUGACAGCCAGCUCCUUAAAUUUCUUAUAAAAGAACAAUUUCAAACUGAAGCUAAUGAAACAACUGCCUUAGAAAUUAUUAUGAAGUAUGAACCCAUUGAUGAAGUGAGGAAGAAAAGGCAGUUGUCAUUUGAAGGAUUUAUAAGAUACCUGAACUCAGACGAAUGUUCAAUAUUUAAAAGCCAGCACAAGACCGUCUAUCAAGAUAUGAACCAGCCAUUAUGUGACUAUUUUAUUUCAUCUUCUCACAACACCUACUUGAUAGCUGACCAGCUAAUGGGACCCAGUCACUUAUGGGGCUAUAUCAGUGCUCUGUUAAAAGGAUGCCGUUGCCUGGAGAUUGACUGCUGGGAUGGCACCAACAACGAACCUAUUGUGUAUCAUGGUCACACUUUAACAAGCAAAAUUCCAUUUCGCUCUGUAAUUCAUGUGAUUGACAAGUAUGCAUUUAUGUCAUCUGCCUAUCCAGUUAUACUGUCUCUGGAGAACCACUGCAGCCCUAAACAGCAGGAAGUAAUGGCAGACUGCUUGAAAAGUAUUCUAGGUGACAAACUUCUCACUACACCAAUUGGUGGUGCAGUAGAUAUGACUGAACUGCCUUCUCCUGAGGCAUUAAAAUUCAAAGUUCUGAUAAAAAAUAAAAAAGUUGGAACAAUUGAGGAAGGUCUGCUCAGGAUGGAUGCUGAAUAUGGUGGUGAGACAGAGGAACUGAGUGACUCUGAAUCUGAGUCUGAGGAUGACGACGCACAUGACACGUUACCUCUUCAGCCAUCAAGGAGUCCCACCAGAAGAAGAAGAGAUCAUAGACUUUCACCCCCACCUCAAAAAAAACCAAAGGUGAGAAAGGGAAAGAUUGCCCUUGCAUUGUCAGACCUCGUGGUUUAUACCAAAUCUCAGAAGUUUGUGAGCUUUGAGCAUUCCCUGCAGCAUCAGCAGUGUUAUGAAAAUAAUUCAGUUGGAGAGAGUGCAGCACGAAAACUUUUAAGAUCUUCAGCUAAAGAGUUUAUUUCACAUACUACAAGAUUUAUUACAAGAAUUUACCCCAAGGGAACAAGAAUGAGCUCGUCAAAUUAUAAUCCUCAGGAGUUCUGGAAUGUAGGGUGUCAGAUGGUGGCCUUAAACUUCCAAACACCGGGAACACAAAUGGAAUUGCAAGAUGGAAAAUUCCUGGACAAUGGUGGUUGUGGCUAUGUGCUGAAACCUGUAUUCUUGAGGGAUCGCAAUACCACAUUUACACCCCGAAAUGUGGGAGGAUACAGCAAACCAAUGUCUCUGUCAAUAAGGCUGAUCAGUGGCCAUCAGUUACCACCCAGCAGCAUCUCUAGGACCAACAAAGCUGACCCCACAGUGCAGAUAGAAAUCUAUGGUGUACCAGAGGACCAAACAAGAAAGAAAUCUAGUAUUGUAAGAAGCAAUGCUUUGAGCCCUAAAUGGAAUGAAACAUUCUCUUUUAACAUCCAAGUUCCAGAACUGGCAAUGAUACGCUUCUGCGUUCAGGAUGAGAUUUCUCUGUGUAACAACGAAUUCCUUGGCCAGUACACUUUACCUGUGAUGAGCCUGAAUACAGGUUACCGUAACAUUCCAUUGAUAUCCAAAGAAGGCAUCAAGCUGGAACCUGCAUCACUCUUUAUUCAUAUUUCAUAUUAUCGAUGAUAUUCUGCAGAAGAAAUCAUUAAAAUAACAUCUGUGGCUUUGCAACAGCCCCAGUGGCCUGAUUCCCAGAGAGGCACAUUCACAAUGAUUUUGUGAAG
Poecile atricapillus (Black-capped chickadee) is the source of this 2186-nucleotide messenger RNA. Its product is annotated as 1-phosphatidylinositol 4,5-bisphosphate phosphodiesterase zeta-1-like. NCBI's taxonomy places the organism in Eukaryota, Metazoa, Chordata, Aves, Passeriformes, Paridae. Gene Ontology annotation, molecular function: phosphatidylinositol-4,5-bisphosphate phospholipase C activity. The coding region runs from base 1 to 2088 and encodes 695 amino acids. The transcript is spliced from 13 exons. Gene Ontology annotation, cellular component: nucleus. Gene Ontology annotation, biological process: lipid metabolic process; positive regulation of cytosolic calcium ion concentration involved in egg activation; intracellular signal transduction. The record is from RefSeq and is a predicted model, not a curated record.